GCAUUUGAAUACACUUCACAUAUAAAUAUUAUAAAUAGAUGGGGUCCAUCCGCAAAUUACCAUAAAACUCCCUGGAAACAUCCCGCUGCACCACCACGCUACUCAUUCUGAUUCUCCGGUGAGCCUAUGGACCAUACCGAGGAGAUCAUCAUCGUCGGCGCUGGCCUUGCCGGCCUCGCCGUCUCCGUCGGGCUUCACCGGAAGGGCAUCCGCAUCCUCGUCCUCGAGUCCUCCGACACUCUGCGGGCCGCCGGCUUCGCCCUCACCGUAUGGAACAACGCCUGGCGAGCUCUCGACGCCCUCGGCGUAGGUGACUCCCUCCGCCGCCACCACCUCCGCCUUCAAACAGCGGUCGUUUCUUCUGCAUCCUCUGCUUCGCUCGUCACGAAACUAACGGUCAAGGAACAUGAAGUGCGCUGCGUGAGGAGGAACCUGCUCGUGGAAGCUCUCGCCGGGCAACUUCCCCACGGCAUCAUAAGGUACUCAUCCAAGGUCGUCGCCAUGGAAGAUUCCGGCGAGUCGAAGCUCCUCCACUUGGCAGACGGAUCCACGCUCAAGGCUAAGGUGGUCAUCGGCUGCGACGGCAUCAACUCGGUCGUCUCCAAAUGGCUGGGCCUAAAGCCGCCGACUUUCUCCGGCCGGCACGCCGUCCGUGGCUUCACCGUCCUCCCCGACGGCCAUGGAAUGAAGCCGGAGCUCAAGCACUACAACGGAGAGGGAUUCAGAGCAGGGGUGCUACCCUGCGACGAGAAGAGCGUCUACUGGUUCUUCACUUGGGCUUCCAACGGAGAGAAAGAGACGAUCCAGGACGGCCUGAUGUUGAAAGAGUUUGUGCUCGGCAAGGUGAAAGCCUCUGAAAUUCCAGGACAAGUGGUCGAAAUCAUAGAAAAAUGCGAGCUGAGCAGCGUGGCAUCCGCUUCAUUAAGAUACAGAUCGCCACUAAACUUGCUGAGCGGAAACAUGUGCAAGGGAAAUAAUAGAGAUAAAAGAGAAAUUACCGAAUCAAAUCAAAAUUAAGUAUUAGAAUUAUUCUAAUAAUUUUGUUAUGAUUAUUAGAAUAAUUCUCAGAAUAAGUUUUAGAAUUAUUCUAUUAUUUGUUAAUUGGUUAUUUGACCGAGUACUUGUUUAAACCCUAUAUAUUGUAUUGUCCUUAGGGCAAAUAGCAAUCAACAACAAGAUUUAUUAUU
Messenger RNA from Zingiber officinale, 1187 nucleotides. RefSeq names its product monooxygenase 2-like. The coding region runs from base 127 to 1017 and encodes 296 amino acids. NCBI's taxonomy places the organism in Eukaryota, Viridiplantae, Streptophyta, Magnoliopsida, Zingiberales, Zingiberaceae. The record is from RefSeq and is a predicted model, not a curated record. The transcript has 2 exons. Gene Ontology annotation, molecular function: FAD binding.